This is a messenger RNA of Lycium ferocissimum, 808 nucleotides long. RefSeq names its product RING-H2 finger protein ATL70-like. The transcript has 3 exons. Lineage: Eukaryota; Viridiplantae; Streptophyta; Magnoliopsida; Solanales; Solanaceae. The coding region runs from base 215 to 808 and encodes 197 amino acids. The record is from RefSeq and is a predicted model, not a curated record.
CUGACCAAUCCCCUUUAAGUUGCUUUUUUUUUUUUUUAAAAUCCUGUAUGACAUCAAAAGCUCUUUAUUCAUACAUAUAAAAAUUUAGUUCCCACAACUAGUAAACAUAUCUUCCCUUUUCCCUCAGACUCAUCUUCCAUACCAUCCAAAAGUUCAAAAACUCCAUCACUUCUCCAUAAUUCAUUAAGCAAAUACAUAGUUUUUUCAAGCAAAUAUGAAAAUCACAAUAAUGGAAGGUGGGGAAGUGAGUGAAUUAGGUGGUCCAGAAGAUCAAUUAGGUGAAGAAAAAUUAAAUUACUAUGGCUAUGGUUUUAUAUUUUCUCUUGGAAUCCUUAUAAUCCUCAUAGUCAUAACCUAUGCUUCUUACUUAUGCAUCCGAAUGCGAUCUCGAAAUAAUCCAACCACCACAACCACAACAACAACUGAAAGUGGACUGAUUUUUAUUCAACAAGGUCUUGAUGAAGCCACUUUGAGGGGCUAUCCAAAGUUACUAUAUGCACAAGUUAAGGCUCACAGAGGGGAGUAUGCAUCUUCUUCUGGAUGUACUAUUUGCUUGGCUGAUUAUAAAGACAAUGAUAUGCUUAGGCUAUUGCCUCAUUGUGGCCAUCUUUUUCAUCUCAUGUGUAUUGACACUUGGCUUAGGCUUCAUCCCACUUGCCCUAUUUGUAGAAAUUCUCCACUCCCAUCUCCUUCGGUUGAGGAAAAUUUGAGUCCAUUGCUCCUCAUCAGCAAAUUCAAGAAGAUAGGGGUCUCUUUUCAUUUAUGUUCUUUUUUAUAUCACGACUCACCUCCAGAAGAGGUAGAAUAA